AUGUAAGAAUAGACUGAGAGUGAAAAUUUAUUUUAAGGAGAGUAGUUAGUUUAGCUAAAUGAAGUUAAUAAUGCCUCAAAAGAAAAUCAAUAAGGAAUACUUUAAAGUGAAUAGCCAAGCUAUAAGUAGAAAGAGUAUUGGAAUGAGCGAUACAAGUUUAAAUAAACUUAUUAUGAUUGGUAUUGUGGAUAUGAAGAACUAAAACCUGUCUUUGAAAAAUGCUAUAAUAUCUCUAAAGACGCAAAAAUUUUAAUGAUUGGUUGCGGAAAUUCAAAGCUGAGUGAGGAUAUGUUUGAUGAUGGUUAUAUAAAUAUUGUUUCUACUGACAUAUCAGAUGUUGUUAUUCAGUAGAUGAAGGAGUAAACUUAAAAAAAAAAUAUGAUUUUUGAAGUGCAAGACUGUACAAAUCUCACCUACUAAGACCAAACAUUUGAUUUUGUAUUUGAUAAAGGAACUUUAGAUGCUUUGAGUUGUGAUAAAGAAGAAUAAAGUGUGAAUAAAAUGCUAUCAGAAAUGAUGAGAGUCUGUAAACCGCAAGGAUCAGUAAUCAUAGUUAGUUUUGGGUAAUUGCAUGAAAGAAAAGUUGUUUUUUAAGAAAGUCUAGGCUUUUAAAAGUACUCUUAUGAGCUCUGUUAAAAGUAUCUCUCUAUAGAUUCUUAACUAACAAAUAUUAUGCGUCAUGUUUCUAAUGGUUUGCCUAUAAACUUAGUCCUUAAAAACAAAAAUUUGCUUUUAUAAACUUUAAUAGAACUUAGAAGUAUUAAGGGUUUACUAAAGAAUGAAGUAAUCCAAAGCUUAGCUAUAGAUUGGGAAUAAGUGACACAAAAAGAAAAUGCUCAAGAAUUUUAAAUUUAAGAUGAAUAAAAAUUAGAAUAAGGUAAUGAUUGUUUCUAAAAUACACAGAAUGAAAAUACAGCUUAAAUAUAAUAAAAUACAAAUGAAAAAAAUGAUAUCAAUAAUUCUGAUUAAAAUGAUUAACUUAGCAACUCAAGCAAUAAAAUAAAUUAGGAAAAUAAUUUAUAAUAAAACCUAAUUAAGAAAGAAGAAUAAUCUGAGAAAGUGAAUAAAAAAUAAGAAGUUAUAGAUUAAAAAUAAGAACAACCAUAAGAAAACGAAUAAGUAGAUAAUAUACCUUAAUAAUAAAGUCAACAUAUUGAAGAAGAGUAAAAUAAAAAUGACUGUUCAUUAAGUGAUCAAGAAGAAGAAAGCGAUUCAGAAGAAGAUAAAUAAAAAAAACCAAAAUUUAGAAGGUAAACCUAAUGUUUUAUUUAUAGGAUAACUCACAAAAACUGA
This is a messenger RNA of Tetrahymena thermophila SB210, 1293 nucleotides long. RefSeq names its product UbiE/COQ5 family methyltransferase. The transcript is spliced from 3 exons. The record is from RefSeq and is a predicted model, not a curated record. Gene Ontology annotation, molecular function: S-adenosylmethionine-dependent methyltransferase activity. NCBI's taxonomy places the organism in Eukaryota, Ciliophora, Oligohymenophorea, Hymenostomatida, Tetrahymenidae.